CUAAUCGGGAAUGGGCGGGUGACGUGUGUAUACGAGUGUUGAGUAAAGACAUGAUUAUACAAAACAAUACAUUGUUUUUUCAAACAUAUAUGGAUAUGUUUACGGAUAUUUAUAUUUGACGAGCCGAUUUCAUCUACGAUUUCCGUACUCCUGGAUCCAACGUUGAAUCUAGUGCAUAGUGAAAUAACCUCCAAAUCAUCACUCCGUAUUGUAUGAACAACACUAUGGAGAUUGCGACCACAGAAACCAGAAAUGUAUCUGAAAAGGCCAACGGUAAUAUUUGGCGCGAUAUUUUGGGCUCUCCUAGAUACGUUGUUGCACCCAUGGUAGAUGCUAGUGAACUAGCAUGGAGAUUACUUUGCCGCAGACAUGGAUCUCAUCUUUGCUACACCCCAAUGUUACACUCGUCGGUCUUCUGCAGGGACCCAAAAUACAGGCGCGAAGCACUUGCCAGCUGCCCUGAGGAUCGUCCGCUAAUUGUACAGUUCUGUGGUAAUGAUCCGAAAAUAUUAUUAGAAGCAGCGCUCCUAGCAGAACCUUAUUGUGAAGCUAUUGAUAUAAAUCUUGGAUGUCCACAAGCCAUUGCGAAACGAGGUCAUUACGGAGCAUUUUUACAAGAUGAUUGGGAGCUGUUAAAGAAUAUUGUUUCAACAUUGAGUCAAGGCCUGAAAAUACCUGUUACCUGUAAGCUCAGAAUAUUUCCUGAAAUUUCAAAGACAAUUGAUUAUGCUCGAAUGCUGGAAGAUGCGGGAGCAGCUAUGCUCACAGUUCAUGGCCGUACGAGAGAUCAGAAAGGACCUCUUACAGGCUUAGCAUCUUGGGAACACAUCAAGGCUGUCAGAGCACAUGUUAAAGUUCCAAUGUUCGCGAAUGGUAAUAUACAAACUGUACAGGACGCGGAUAGAUGUAUGCAAGAAACAAAUGUUGAAGGAGUGAUGACUGCUGAAGGGAAUUUAUACAAUCCUUUUAUAUUUGAAGGAUGUUAUCCUCCCGCUUGGGAACCAGCUUUGGAGUACUUAGACCUUGUCGAACGAUAUCCUGCACCAAGUUCUUACAUAAGAGGCCACUUAUUCAAGUUAUUUCAACACAUACUUUGUUUACCAGGAAAUGAAGAGGAGAGGGGGAAUCUAGCGAGAAAUUCCACCAUGGAGUCAUUUCGGGGGGUUGUGGAAGCGCUCAGGGCUCGGUAUUUACCGUAUCACGAAGGUUGUCUGUCAUGGGAUCCCCAGAGCAGUGAUUACAACUUGAAAUUACCGCCAUGGCUUUGCCAGCCUUACGUGAGAGAUUCGCCCCAAGAACAUUUAAAUAAAAUUGAAGCGAAAAAAAUGGAACAAGUAAACAACAUGGUUAAAAAAGAUUACAAAGACGAAGAUGGCAACGAAAUAUCGCGUAAGCGCUCAAAGAAACUUCGCCGAAUUGCUCGGAGACCUAAUAGACAAGAUUCAGUUAAAAGAAGUUCAGAUUUAUGUACAGAUUGCCCGAAUCCACUGGGUUUCAAAUGCGAGUACAAACUUUGCCGACAGUGCUGUAGAAAGAAGUGUUUCCGGGAAAACUUGGACUGUCCGGGGCAUAGAAAUCUUACUAAAACCAGAAGACAGAUAGCUAUUGAAUUUGCUGUAAAGAGACAAGACAUUGAUAGUGUGAAAUAAUAACUGCUACACAACUGUUACGUGAAUAAAUGAUGUAAAUAAAAAUUGUGAAUUUGAAGCAACA
This is a messenger RNA of Athalia rosae (coleseed sawfly), 1713 nucleotides long. RefSeq names its product tRNA-dihydrouridine(16/17) synthase [NAD(P)(+)]-like (gene Dus1). The transcript is spliced from 8 exons. The record is from RefSeq and is a predicted model, not a curated record. Gene Ontology annotation, biological process: tRNA processing. NCBI's taxonomy places the organism in Eukaryota, Metazoa, Arthropoda, Insecta, Hymenoptera, Athaliidae. Gene Ontology annotation, molecular function: tRNA dihydrouridine synthase activity; flavin adenine dinucleotide binding. Bases 213 to 1649 code for a protein of 478 amino acids.